AUGAGUAAGUGCUUCAAUGACUUCCACUGGACAACAAAAAAGCCUCUCCUGCCAACAUUCAGGCCGCCUCAUACAGUUUGAAGCUUAACGCUAUUCUUCAUUUAUUCCAUCAUUUUGGAGUUGAGAGAACUUUAUUCUUCAAUUAAACAAUUGGAAGAUAAAAGAAAGAGAAAAAUAUAUUAAAAAAGCGGUGCCAAUAUGAGAAAAUAAACCGAAAAAGAAUCGUCAAUUAUAAGAUGCAGAAAUUUCAAAAGACAAUGAUUAUCUAACGAAGAAAAUUCUUCUAAGUUUUUGUAAAUAAUUUCAAAAUACCAAAAUCAAAAGGAAUCUCUUCAUUAACAGAAUAAAUGUCUUUAUUGUUGUAAAGAUCUCUAUAGUGUCUCGGAAUUGAACGCAAAGAUAUAUUUGACAUUUCUGAAUGACAGGACUUCUAUGUGGUGCUUUGAACAGCUAGAAAUAGACAUCAGAUCUUCCAAUGUAGUCCUGGAUAUACUAUAUCUGAGAAUCAAGAUGGGAUGGUCACGACUGGGGAGUCUUUGACUAUAGAUUUGCUGGAUCAAGGCUGACCAGGGGCUGGAUAACAACGAUUACAACUACUUUUAGUACUACGUCGAUAAUAUUAGAGAAAAACCAGGCGAAAGAAAGAAAGAAAGGACAGCAACCAAAACUUUGCGAUUGUUUCUAUUCAGUUGGACUUGAAGACGCCAUUAGAUUGGAAUUUGGACCUUGCCAUUUUAUUGGAGCUGGUUUUGGAAAUAUCCCGGAUUUUUAUUUUUAAAAAAAUGUCUCACUCACUAACAACUGCUCAAAAUACUUUUCUUUUUAUCGCGAUCACUAAUUUGAUAUUUGGAUUAUUUUGGACGACUGUAACUUCGCAGAGUAACACAAAGCAAAAUUUCUGUAAACAUACUUAUGUGCAUGAGAUGGAAACGAAGUGCUCUUCUUGUGACACAGAACUUCUUGAAACAUGUGGAGAAUAUCAACUUAUACCAUCUUCGAAACAGACAUGCCGUUACUUUGAUUCUGGAACUGAAUUACAAGGCUGCCUAUGGUCGUGCAAACGUAAUGUUACCAGACGUGUGUGUUGUCCUGGAUUUUGGGGAGACAGCUGCUUAGAAUGUCCAGGUGGCGCUGAUAACCCAUGUUAUGGAAAUGGCGCUUGUGCGGAUGGAAAAUGUACCUGUUAUCCAAAAUAUGCUGGAGAAGAAUGUGAACGUUGUUCUGAAGAACUUGUCUUUGGACCAAACUGCACAGAUUGCACAUGUUUGCAUGGUACCUGUGACAGUGGAAUCCUUGGAACUGGCAAAUGUGAAUGUGAAUCUGGAUUUAAAGGCCCACUUUGUGACGAGGAAAUACCCAGAUGUGGAAAUAUACACUGUGGGAAAAAUGAAUCCUGUAGAGAAGAUGACGAAGGAAAUCCUGUUUGUAAAUGUGAAAAUGGUUACGAGAAAAACGAGAAUGGUGAAUGCCAAGCUCAGAGUGCCUGUGCCUCCUCACCUUGUCCAGUAAAUAGUAACUGUAUUGACUUAGCACCAGGAAAAUAUGACUGUAUUUGCCAUGAAAACUACAAAAAUAUUGGGCGUCGAAGAUGUGCCCCGAUCAAUCCUUGUGCUAUGAACAAUGGUGGGUGUCAGGCAGAGAACUCAUACUGUGUGUUUCUUGGCCCAGGACGGAGGCAAUGUAGAUGUAACGAUGGUUAUGAAUGGAUUGAUGGAACUGGGUGCCGUCUCAAAGAUCUUUGUCUUACCAACCCAUACCCGUGUCAUAAAUAUGCCAUGUGUAAAACAAUUCCACCAGAAGAAUUAUUGUGUGUCUGUAAAGAGGGAUAUAUUGGGAAUGGACGUACAGAGUGUAUUGGAAAUCUGGUCGAUCAAAUUGCAGACAUGAAUGACGAAGAUGAAAUUGGUAAGAACCGGUUAAAUAAUUUCCUAAUGAUGCUGCAAAAAGUCUACAAAGGUGAAUUAACGAAACACGGGAAUUAUACAGUUUUUGUGCCAUUAGACCGUGGCUUUAGUAACUUGCUUCAGGACACUACUUUUGGCAAGUUUCUGGAAAAUUCAGACCAUGUAAGACAAAUUCUACGCCAGCACAUUUUUCCUGUAAGUGUGUAUAUAGAUGAUCUCACAGACAACACGUUCUAUACAUUACAAGGAAACUUUGCCCGCUUCUUUUACAAGGGUAAAAAACUAAUUUUAAAAUUCCAAGGUUCAAGCAGGCGAAGUCGUGUGCUUGCUAUUUAUCGUGAUAUUAGAGCCUCAAAUGGACUGAUCCAUAUCGUCAACAACCUUAUGAUGAAUGAACCAGAAAUACCAGGAAACCUCAAUCAAGAUUUCGUGACUUUCAUCAUGGGGCAUCCUGACUUCCAAGAAUUUGGAUCCUGGAUUACGCGCACCGGAUUGGAGAAACAGUUUCGACGACAAAAUAUCACAGUUUUUCUUCCAAGUAAAACCUCUUUGGAUAAAAUACCAAAAAAUGUGAUGGAUUAUUUGAAGUCUAAAAAUGGAAUCGGGACAUGGAUUGGUCUUGUGAAAAACCAUCUACUUCAAACAAAACGAACUAUCACUGAUCUGAUUGAUUCAAAGAAAAUGUAUUCAUUGGGCAGAACUACAUUCCGCAUUAAAAUAUCAAGUAAUGGUCAAAUUCAUUUUGGUCCGAAUGCAAACAUGACUCAAUCAGGUGUUCCAGUGAAGAAUGGAAUUGUUCACUUAAUCGAAGGUUUACUCUUUCCUGAUGAUUUGGAAACUCUGGUGCCCCAUAACUGUGAUAAUGUAACCUUCAAAGCUGUUCAUGGAGAAUGUGGUCUGUGUGAGAGUGAUCUCCAUUGUUUGCAGCCUUCUGAUAUACCAACAGAUAAAAUAUAUAAAAACUGCACCUACCAAAUAAACCUGAAAUACACUUAUUCUAGGCGGAAAGGUUGUCAACGAAUUUGUCGUCGAAAAGUAAUUGAUCGUCAGUGUUGCCAGGGCUUUUUUGGUCCUAACUGUGAACCUUGCCCAGGAGGCUUAAACAACCCUUGCUACGGACGUGGCACGUGUUUCGAUGGAAUCAAUGGGAAUGGAACUUGUAAAUGUAAAGAAGGCUUUGGUAAGGAAGCAUGCAGGGGUUGUGCCGCUGAUGAUGUGUUUGGGCCCCAGUGUACUGAGAAAUGUACGUGUCGCUAUGGUGAGUGUGACAGUGGAGUUAAUGGCAGUGGACAAUGCAAGAAAUCUAGUUGCCAGGUAGGAUUUAAAGGACGAAACUGUGAUAGACAAAUAACCAGUUGCAAUGGGAAAGUUUCCAUAUGUCCAGCAGUCACUGAAUGCCUUGAAAAUAAUGAAAUCAGAUGUUUGUGCUGGCCUGGCUAUGAAGGGGAUGGAAACCAAUGUACAGAGAUUGACCCUUGUAAAAAUCCAAAUAUAUGUCAUGAACAGGCUACCUGUACGAAGACUGGUCCUGGCAAAAACAAUUGCACCUGUAAUGAAGGUUGGGUUGGUGAUGGCCAUUAUUGUCAUGUAGCACAUAUAUGUAUGCUGCACCGAGACUGCGACCAAAAUGCCGAGUGUCAGCUUAGUGGACCUGGUGGUUCCGUGUGUAUUUGUAAAGAUGGUUUCAUUGGCGAUGGCAAAACUUGUACCCCUCAAAAUCCCUGUAAGAUCGACAAUGGAGGCUGCCAUCGCAAUGCACUUUGUGAAAUGACUGGAAUCGGUGAAAGAGAAUGUGUAUGUCGUCCUGGUUAUGUUGGCGAGGGAUUAUCGUGUUUUUCAACGAUUAUGGGAGAAAUACGAAAUCAACCGGAUCUUUCAGAACUCUCUGAUCUGCUCAAGGAUGUUACUUAUUUCUGGGAAGAAAAUGAAAAAUAUACAUUUUUAGCUCCUAAUAAUAUUGCUGUACUGAAAUUUAAACAGCGUGCAUCAGUCUCUUAUUGGCAGGAACAAUCUAAUAUCCUUGAUUUAAUUGCGUUCCAUACUUUAAACGGCAGCUACAGCAUGGACACUUUACAGCAAAUGAACCAAGAAGAAUUCAAAACAUCCAUGACAGGUUUCAAUGUCAUGAUCGUCACAAACGAAACGAACGUCAUGGUAACAACACGAGAAACAUCAGCAGCCAUUAUUAAAACCGAUAUACUCUCUAGUAAUGGCUACAUUCAUAUAAUAGAUCAGGUUCUGGAACCUUUCCUAGAAAAUCAGGAGAGACCAUCUCUAUCAGAAUUUUUUUCUGCUCAUCCAGAAUAUUCUACGUUUUCGGAAGCAUUGCUUGAUAAUGGAUUGGUUGAUAAACUGGAAGAUAUGGAUGAUUACACCCUGUUUGUGCCUGAUAAGAAUGCCAUGCAGGAUUGCAGUCAAAAACUUGGUUUUCGUGUUCUCUCUUAUUACAUUUUACCAUUCACCCUAAUGUCAGCCUCAAUGACCAAUGGACUAAAAGUGAAGACCAGUCUGGGGCAGCUCCAUCAGCUCAUCUUCAGAACUCAAGAACAUAAGGUAUUUGUGAAUGAUGUCAGCAUUACGUUGAUGGAUGUCCUCACAGUUGGUGGCAUUAUUCAUAUCAUCAAUGGCUGUCUGGUGCCUGUACUGCAUCGUUGUGACAAUGAAGUUAUGGAGACCAACAAGACUUCUUGUAUAUCCUGCGAUGAAGAAUUCACUUGUCCACCGGAAUAUCAUAAAGUAGCUGUAUUAAAACAUGUUUGCAGUUAUAAAACCCCAGAGGGAGAAUUGCUAGGAUGUACAGCACUGUGUCGAAGGCUUAAAGUUACUCCAGCCUGUUGUUAUGGAUAUUAUGGACCUGAAUGCGAGGAAUGUCCUGGUGGUGCCGAUUACCCAUGUUCUGGUCAAGGCAAUUGUUCUGAUGGUUUGGAUGGAACUGGUCUCUGCAGUUGCAAAGCAAACUUCACAUCCUCUGAUUGUUCAACAUAUAUAGCUGGCAAUACAAAACCAGAUCAUAGUCAGAAUGACAAAUGUGGAGGAUGUCCUCCUUCUAGUGAAUGCAAACAAAACCAAAACUCUGAAUGGUCAUGUGAAUGUGCUGACAGCUAUGUUCUCACUGACAAAGACGAAUGUCGUUCUCCAUGCACAAUUGCUAAUGGCAAUUGCCAUCAGAAUGCAGUUUGUUCUUUUGGUCCUGAAGAAAAGAUCAGUGGUCAAGCAAAGUGCGUUUGCAGAAGUGGUUACCAUGGUGAUGGACUCAACUUUUGCCAACCGAUUGUUAAUCUCUGUAAUAUGAACAAUGGCAAUUGUUCACCUCGAGCUGAAUGUACUUUCAUUCCUCCUCCAGCCAAUGCCAUUGUCGCUGGUCAAGUAAAAUGUGAAUGUUACUCGUCUUAUAUUGGUAACGGCACCACAUGCAACCGAGACAUUUUAAGUACAUUGGAAUAUAUGCCAAGUAUGCGCCUCUUUUGUGAUCUUCUAAUAUUGAGGGAUGUAUCCAAUGAUAAACAAAGAAGUGAUUUAAUACAGAUGUUGGAAAAUAUUAACCAAAACCUAACGGUAUUUGUACCUGUAAAUGGAUUAGACUAUAAUCAUAAUUUAAGCACACAAGAUGUCAUGAACCAUGUUGUUGCCAGAAAGAUUUACAUUGAUUCUGACACGGAAGCCUCAUCCUAUAAAACUUUGGCAGGUCAGAGUGUUCGGUUACAAAAGAGUUCCUCAGGGGAACUCUAUAUUAUACAAGAAGAAGUGGUAGAAAUAAGAAUUCUUGAGACAAACAUCUUAAACAUGAAUGGCUACAUACACAUCAUGGAGACGCCUUUGUGGUAUGAGUAUAAAGUAACUGCUAAGGUGAAGGAGGAGGGACCUCAUCGGGUUGUGGGGGUCGUCUUAGGUGUGUUUUCAGUGUUACUCAUUAUCCUGUUGAUUGUUCUAUACAAGAAAUAUGCAUCGAAUAUCUUCCUCUGUGACAUUUGGCAAAGAUAUAGAAUGACAUCAGAUUCUGAAAUUUCAUUUUCCCACCUGAAAACCCACGAAAGCCAUGAAAUGCUUGACCAAUUAGAGCAGCCAUUAACUACAGAUAUACAGAACCAGAUCUACGACACAGAAGAACUGCUUCUUGAAGAGCGGACCUUGGACUAGCAACCCACCAAUAUUAAUGUCUGAAAGACACUUCAACUACAAUCUAGGAGGAUCUAUUGUAAAUAAAUGGCAGAGACCUUUACAAAAAUA
Octopus sinensis (East Asian common octopus) is the source of this 6131-nucleotide messenger RNA. RefSeq names its product stabilin-2. The transcript has 45 exons. Bases 783 to 6041 code for a protein of 1752 amino acids. Lineage: Eukaryota; Metazoa; Mollusca; Cephalopoda; Octopoda; Octopodidae. The record is from RefSeq and is a predicted model, not a curated record.